Molecule: messenger RNA, 1230 nt
Organism: Paramuricea clavata
Lineage: Eukaryota; Metazoa; Cnidaria; Anthozoa; Malacalcyonacea; Plexauridae
Source: the annotation of a GenBank genome assembly
AUGGGAGCGAUCAAAUCGCGUCCAGCAGAAGCGGGCCAAGUAAAAAGCAAAGCUACGGGGGCACAUACUCCGUUACCAGAAGACGUACAACCUUAUCAAGGCUCGCCUCUCGAAUGUUUAUUAGUCACAAUACCGGUAAACAUGAGCAGCCAUUUUGUCUCGGGUGUUAGUGCUGGCAGAACAGCAGUUACAAGUAAUGUGGAUGCUUAUUAUCCUACCAUUGCUGGCUAUCUGCAACAAGGGUAUAGCCUGAAUACAUUCUACCGUGUCCCAGGAUCAUCUAGUAUGGCUGGUUUUGGCCAAGCUCAGAUCCCAUUUGAAGCACUGUAUAGCAGGCCUGUUGGCAGGCCAGCGAGUCAAGAUGGUAGUCGGUUAUUGGUUGAAAAAUCAACGAUGCAUUUGCAGCAUUUUCGAGGUGGGAUCCUCUCGACUUCGACACCCCUCGGGACUGUUGCCGAUACCUCGGAUAUCAUGAAUAAGAUCAUACACCAUAGUUCAAUGGGCGGACGGUUAAUUUGUGUCGAAAUCAACGGACAGGUUGUCACACAGGGCAUGUCCGCUGCAAUGUCUGGGAUAAGUGAAGGGAUUGGCGUUGACGUCCUAUUUGAAAUUCCCAACCAACCUACACCAGCAAAAUAUUUGUAUCAUGUUAUUAAUGUUCCCAUCGGUAUCACAGUUAAGAUGGGUCUUUCACCACGACCCACAGUGCAUUGUGAUUGGUUAGGUACACUAGCUUUGUAUUUAAAUCAAGGUUGGAAAUUAGUGGAAAUUUUUCUUGAUCAAUCUCAACAACGUGCUGGUGGAUUUUCAACGGCAGGCAGUAUGAAUUCUGUAUGGUUUUUUGAAAAAGAAUCAUCCAAAGUUCAAGAUCCAACACCGAUUUACCAAGGCGCUGUUAUUGAAUAUAUCCAUAGGGUGUCAAUGGGUUUCACAGGAACGUCCGUGAAGACUGAUUGGAGUCCAGUAAUUGUGGAGAUGGGUCGACGUGGAUGGGAGCUAUCGUGUAUUCAAGAAACCCCAGAAGCAUAUCAGUCAGGCUUUGGGAAAAUAGAAAUGAAGCUGAUUAUGUUCUUUCAACGAAAGAUUAUUGCUGGAGAUGUCGCACCACCCCCAUACCCCGGACCUUCACCUGCCAUAAACCCCCCUGGUCAAUGUUCAGCAACUCCUUACCCCCCUGGACAACCUUCAGAAACACCUCCCUACUCAGAAAAGCCUGAUGUGCCAAGUUAA